GGAGCUGUGAAGAUGAACACGUUCCUCUAACAACAAUUCAACAAUAAAUGCUGGAACAUUGAAGAUGAGCAUCCAGUCCAUCAGGAAGAAGUGAAAUCUGCAGAGACAGAGUUUAUUGAAGGACAGAGAGAACAUGAGAGAUCCAGAACCCUGCAGAAUGAAACACACUGAAGAAGAAACAGACCUGAUGGAAGUGAAAGAGGAAAGACAAGAACUGCUUGAGGAGAAACAUAAUUUCAUACCUGGAGAAAAAUCUUUGAGUUGUUCACUGACUGAUGAUAAUAAUAAUAAUAAUAAAUCCCAAAAACGAGAAAGAGCCAAAAAUGUUUUCAUCUGCCCUCAAUGUGCAAAGAGUUUUACGCAAAAAAUCGGCCUUGAGCGCCACAUGCUAAUUCACACCGGCGAGAAACCCUUCACUUGCUCUCAAUGUGGGAAGAGUUUCAGGUGUAAAAGGAACCUCGUCGAUCACAUAAGAGUUCAUACCGGAGAGAAACCGUUCACGUGCGACCAAUGCGGCAAGAGUUUCGCAUACAAAACAGGCCUGAACAGACACAUAAGGAUUCAUACCGGAGAGAAACCAUUCAUGUGUCCUCAAUGCGGAAGAGGUUUUGCACUCUCAGGAGCCAUUAGGAGGCACAUCAAAAUCCACAGCGGAGAAAAGCCGCACACAUGCGAUCACUGCGGAAAGAGUUUUACCUAUAAAGAAAACCUUAAGGAGCACAUGAGGAUCCACACCGGAGAGAGACCGUACACUUGUGUUGAGUGUGGAAAGAGCUUCACACAUGUCAGCAGUCUUAAAGAACAUCUUCACACUCACUCUGCUGUCAGGCCGUUUAACUGCGACCAAUGCGGUAAAACGUUUCUUUCAUCAUCCAUACUAAAGAGACACUUGCAAGUUCACAUGCAGGAGAAGCCGUACUUGUGUUCUCUGUGUGGAAAGAGUUUCGCACGACUGGAUGGUUUUAAAGAGCAUCAGAAGAUACACACCGGUGUGAGAACUCACGUGUGUUUCGAGUGCGGGAAUGGGUUUAUAUCAGCCACGCACUUGAAACUGCAUCAGAGGAUCCACACUGGAGAGAAACCGUACAAGUGUUCGCACUGCGACAAGAGGUUCUCUCGCUCAGGAACCCUGAAAGCGCACGAGAGGAUUCACACCGGAGAGAAACCAUAUCACUGCACCGCGUGUGGGAAGAGUUUCAACCAAUCAAAUCAGCUGCUGAGUCAUAAGAAGAAACAUCACUCUGUGUUGUCGCAAUGAGCUUUUUAUCUUCAGAAACCAGGACUUUCUAAGAGAUGUGUGUGUGUGUGUGUGU
This is a messenger RNA of Sinocyclocheilus anshuiensis, 1313 nucleotides long. RefSeq names its product gastrula zinc finger protein XlCGF8.2DB-like. Bases 134 to 1258 code for a protein of 374 amino acids. The transcript is spliced from 3 exons. Gene Ontology annotation, cellular component: nucleus. Gene Ontology annotation, biological process: regulation of gene expression. The record is from RefSeq and is a predicted model, not a curated record. Lineage: Eukaryota; Metazoa; Chordata; Actinopteri; Cypriniformes; Cyprinidae.